Anisakis simplex (herring worm) is the source of this 1269-nucleotide messenger RNA. The record is from the annotation of a GenBank genome assembly. NCBI's taxonomy places the organism in Eukaryota, Metazoa, Nematoda, Chromadorea, Rhabditida, Anisakidae.
GAAACACAAAAAGAAACAAAGAAAAAGAUUAAGCUUAUGCAUAACUUUUUCUUUAAAUUACAUCUGGAAGGAAUGUUUUUUUUCAUAUUUGAAACGGUUUCACUGGUUGUCGUUGAAAUAAUUGCAAAUUUUGAAUCAUUUGUAGAUGUGGUUGGUGAUGUAUGUUACGGUGAUUGGCGAUGGCCGGUUGGUUGUCGAGAUUGUGACUAUCGGGUGUCGUGGAACUACUUGGAUGAUACUGAUGAAAUUGAGUUCUCGGUCGAGACAAGAGCACCGUCGAAUUGGUGGACCGGUAUUGGCUUUUCACCCACUGGAACGAUGAUGGAAGCCGAUUUUAUCAUAGUGAAAAGUCGUAAUGGUCAGUUAACACUUCACGAUAUGUACAGCACUGGAUAUGGACCGCCGCGAGAGGAUUCUGAGCAGAAUGUCUACACACCGACCGUUGUGGGAACGCAUGUGAACGGCAUGCUUCGAGCGCAGUUCACCAGGAAGCGUGAUACGGGCGAUCGCAAGGCUGAUCACCGUUUCUCGGACACCACUUGCUAUAAAUUCUUGUUCCCAGUAUCGGGUGGACGACUGGAUGCGAACGGACAAUUGAUGAAGCAUAUCGCUACACCGCAAGUCUCCGAAAAGAAGGUCUGCAUUAGGAGUUGCACGGCUCCUCAGACAAUACAACCAACGAGUUCAUGUGAAACUGAAUUCCGUUACCCGACCGGUUGUGAGGGUGCUGCUUGUGACUAUAUAGCGAAGUGGGAGUACAGUAUGUCGAGGAAGGAUGUACGCUUCGAAAUCACCGCCAAAGAGGUGGGCCGAUGGACCGGAAUCGGUUUCUCGCGAGACGGCAAUAUGGCCAAUUCGGACAUCUACACCGGUUGGGUGUACGAGGGCAAGGCGUACGUUACGGAUCGUUUCGCAUACGGUCGGCAGCUACCGGCCAUUGACCCGGCGGAUCGUCAGGAUAUCUACGAGAUCGGCGGUAAAAUCGUGGAUGACACCCAGACGAUAACAUUCCGUCGUAAAGUGUUACCAGCGGACACGGUGACCGAUUUUCCGCUCAACAAAUGCUACUAUCUGUUGUUCCCGAUCGGUGGCGGCCGUGUGUUGGCGAGGAAAAGUCAGGAUUUCCAGAAUCCGAAGACACCGAUCGGCUAUCAUGACUUGUAUCAACCGCGAGUAUCACGCACCAAAAUUUGCAUCUGUGAUCAGGUAACCGCAUUCAUUUUGCAAAAUCUCUUCUAUUCACUUCUUCAAUUAGCAAUAACUCGCUGA